AUGAUUCCUGGAGAAAUGGUAGAACCAGAAAGAAAACAACCAAAUGUGAAUCAUGAUUGGGUGCUAAACUUCAAACAGGCUGUAGAUGUUGUAUUUACUGCAGAACCAUGGACAAUGCCAUGGACAGCUAACACCAUUUUACAAAAGGCAGACGGCCAGACGCGAUCAUUCAAGGCUUCAAGCGAGGGAGUUGGUCACGGGUGGGGCCGCCUGUGCGGUGCCUGGUUCUUCGUCUUCAUCAAACCCUCUAGGUAUCGGCUCUUCCUCUCAAAAGGUUAG
This is a messenger RNA of Lactuca virosa, 279 nucleotides long. NCBI's taxonomy places the organism in Eukaryota, Viridiplantae, Streptophyta, Magnoliopsida, Asterales, Asteraceae. The record is from the annotation of a GenBank genome assembly.